Arvicola amphibius (Eurasian water vole) is the source of this 1942-nucleotide messenger RNA. It is a transcript of the gene Rassf4, whose product is annotated as Ras association domain family member 4. The transcript is spliced from 11 exons. NCBI's taxonomy places the organism in Eukaryota, Metazoa, Chordata, Mammalia, Rodentia, Cricetidae. Gene Ontology annotation, biological process: signal transduction. The coding region runs from base 144 to 1106 and encodes 320 amino acids. The record is from RefSeq and is a predicted model, not a curated record.
CCUGACUCCCGGCAACAGAGGCCGGGCUCUGGAGCCGGGUGCAGGCACAACUCUGGUGCAGGCGUAAGGACAUCCUUGCUGGUGGCCGCUGGACCGCGCGAUGACUGGACGGUGACUUCUGGGGCUGAAGACAAGAGUUGAAGAUGAAGGAAGAUUGCUCAUCCAGCUCCCAUGUGCCCAUCAGCGAUAGCAAAUCCAUUCUGAAGUCAGAACUCUUAAGCCUGCUCAAAACCUACAACUGCUACCACGAGGGCAGGAGCUUCCAGCUGCGGCACCGCGAGGAAGAAGGGGCUCUCAUCAUCGAAGGACUCCUCAACAUCGCCUGGGGACUCAGACGACCCAUCCGGCUCCAGAUGCAGGAUGAUCGGGAGCGAGUGCACCUACCCUCUGCCUCGUGGAUGCCUGACCGGCCCAGCUACCUCCAAAAGGAGGCUUCACCCCAGGACAGCAAGGUCACUGCGAAGGAGCCUGGCGCUCAGCAUACAAACAAGGCUGAGGUUUCCAGGGAUAGCUCAGCACCCCUGGAGGAGGAGGAGGUCCCACAGCUCAUGCGGACCAAGAGCGAUGCCAGCUGUAUAAUCCAGAGGAGGCCCAAGUCCCGGGCACCCGGCGAAGCCCAGAAGAUACGACGUCACCGGUUCUCCAUCAAUGGACACUUUUAUAACCACAAGACCUCCGUGUUCACUCCUGCCUAUGGGUCCGUGACCAAUGUCCGGGUUAACAGCACCAUGACCACCCAGCAGGUGCUCACCCUGCUGCUCAACAAGUUCCGGGUAGAAGAUGGUCCCAGUGAGUUUGCACUCUACAUUGUCCAUGAGUCUGGGGAGCAGACAAAAUUAAAAGAUUGUGAGUACCCGCUGAUAUCCAGAAUCCUGCAUGGGCCUUGUGAGAAAAUCGUCAAGAUCUUUUUGAUGGAAGCCGACUUGAGCGAGGAAGUACCCCAUGAUGUGGCCCAGUACAUUAAGUUCGAAAUGCCGGAGCUGGACAGUUUUGUUGAAAAAUUAAAAGAAGAGGAGGAAAGAGAAAUAAUCAAACUGACCAUGAAGUUCCAAGCCUUGCGUCUGACGAUGCUGCAGCGCCUGGAGCAGCUGGUGGAGGCCAAGUAACUAGCUGCUGCUUUCCUUUAGGGAUUGUGGGAGCAAGCGUGCAUGGAGCUCCAGGGACCCAGCCCUAACUGAUUGCUGACCAUUGGCUGCUGCCCAAGGAGUCCAGUAUCCAUGCUUCUUCUAACCUGUCCAUAGACUUCACAGCAUCCUGCAUCUCUAGUCUUGGCACUGUAGUGAGCAUGCGCGGGGACCCCUAUGAACUUGCUAGCUAGGAUUUAUGUGCAAAGCUAGUCUAGGUAGUAGAGAGUCUUGGAACUGUGGUACCAGCCAUGUUGCAUGGUUCAUAGCAUGGCCAGCCUUGAUGAUGCAUGUCUGCAGCUUGAGAGAGAAGUAUUACACCUAGCCUCUGGAGAAUAAGCUUCACCUGCAUGCCCAGGGCCUAUCCCAGAGCUUCUGCAUGGCCACAAGUCCCCUGGCCUUCUCAUCCAUUUGAACCUUGAAACCCCCAUCAUCCCUUGCUUCUCAUUUGCCACACAGGAACUCUGCUGGAGGAGGAGCUUCCAACAGCCUUGAGACGUGUCCUGAUUCUAACCACCAUUAUACUAUGGGGUCUUGGCCUCCAAGCCUCAUUUCAUAGCCAACAUUCCUGGCCCAGAGGUUAGAUCAGGACUAAAACUACCAAGAUCCCGUCAGCUCUUGGCAGAAAUCAGCCUUAACUUCUGAAUGUGAUCCAAAGAAAUCCUUGAAAGGCGCUGCCUUCAAGAACUAUGUCAAAGUUGGGGAGCUGAUUCAUGCAGCGUGGAAACAAUACUGGCUGGCGGUGGCCCCAGAAGACAGUAUUGUUGCCGUCACUGCCAUCUUGUGGAUGCUUCUUGCCUUCUUUGGAACUGAGCUUC